GGGCUCGUGCGCCGCUCGGCCUAACGGUCUGGCUGAGGGGGGGAAGGCUGUGAGGUGAAGGGCCCGGCCCGGCCCAGUCGGAGCCAUGCAGGCCUUCCUCAAAGGCCCGUCUUCCAUCAGCACCAAGCCCCCCGCUGCCAAGGAGAAGGCCGCAGCGGGGAGCAGCGGGGAGUGCAAGAGGCUCAAGCCUAUCCCCUGGGUGGAGAAAUAUCGCCCCAAAAAUGUGGAUGAAGUUGCCUUCCAGGAUGAAGUUGUUGCUGUGCUGAAAAAGUCCUUGGAAGGUGCUGAUCUUCCCAAUCUGUUGUUCUAUGGCCCACCUGGAACUGGAAAGACUUCUACUAUUUUAGCAGCUGCUAGAGAACUCUACGGGCCUGAAUUGUUCCGACAAAGAGUCCUUGAGUUGAAUGCUUCUGAUGAGCGUGGAAUACAAGUGAUUCGGGAAAAAGUGAAGGCUUUCGCUCAGCUAACUGCAUCUGGAAGCCGUUCAGAUGGUAAAGUUUGUCCUCCUUUUAAAAUUGUAAUCCUGGAUGAAGCAGACUCAAUGACUUCAGCAGCCCAGGCAGCCUUAAGACGCACAAUGGAAAAAGAAUCUAAAACAACACGUUUCUGUCUUAUUUGUAACUACAUCAGCAGAAUAAUUGAGCCUCUAACAUCUCGAUGCUCCAAAUUCCGCUUCAAGCCUUUGUCAGACAAAAUCCAACAGCAGAGGCUAUUGGAGGUUUCUGAGAAGGAACAUGUGAAAAUCAGUAGUGAGGCAGUAUCUUACCUUGUUAAAGUGUCAGAAGGGGACUUAAGAAAAGCAAUUACUUUUCUUCAAAGUGCGACUCGCCUAACGGGCGGGAAAGAGAUCACAGAGAAGAUAGUCACAGAAAUUGCUGGGGUAAGCUAUGCUUGGCAGUUUCUCCUGUUUGCGUAUGUAGCUGUGGAAAAGAGCUGCAUUUCACUUACAGUUAUCCGUAAAUCACAAUUUCUAAGAAACCUGGCAGAACUUGACUGUAAUGAUAGGAAAGAGAAGCAUGAGAUUCCAUUACUGAAUAAUGCUUGGUUAAACCAAAGGAACCCAACUUUACAUCUUCAGAAAGACUUCAAGUUCUUGGUCGUCAUCCCUAAAUUUUUUGAGAAACUGGAAACACUGGCAAAGAAUCUCAUAAACGAAGGCUAUGCUGUCGCUCAGCUUGUAAACCAGCUGCAUGAUGCUGUUGUUGAGAGCGAAGAUUACAGUGACAAGCAGAAAUCUGCCAUAGUUGAAAAACUUGCGGAAGUAGACAAAUGCUUGGCUGAUGGUGCUGACGAAUACCUGCAGCUGGUGAGUCUCUGUGCCCUUGUGAUGCAGCAGCUAACGCAGAACGUCUAA
Charadrius vociferus (killdeer) is the source of this 1354-nucleotide messenger RNA. It is a transcript of the gene RFC4, whose product is annotated as replication factor C (activator 1) 4, 37kDa. The record is from RefSeq and is a predicted model, not a curated record. The transcript has 11 exons. Lineage: Eukaryota; Metazoa; Chordata; Aves; Charadriiformes; Charadriidae. Gene Ontology annotation, cellular component: nucleus; DNA replication factor C complex. Gene Ontology annotation, molecular function: DNA clamp loader activity; DNA binding; ATP hydrolysis activity. The coding region runs from base 86 to 1354 and encodes 422 amino acids. Gene Ontology annotation, biological process: DNA repair; DNA-templated DNA replication.